Homalodisca vitripennis (glassy-winged sharpshooter) is the source of this 1725-nucleotide messenger RNA. RefSeq lists its product as uncharacterized. The record is from RefSeq and is a predicted model, not a curated record. The transcript has 3 exons. Bases 31 to 1047 code for a protein of 338 amino acids. NCBI's taxonomy places the organism in Eukaryota, Metazoa, Arthropoda, Insecta, Hemiptera, Cicadellidae.
CAGUCUGGAGCCCAGGUCCACAGCGGCGGCAUGGCGGCAAGCAAGGUGGUAUUGCUGGCCUGUCUACAGAUAGCACAGACACUUGCCAUUAAGGUUGCUGACAAUACAAAAGGAUACAGCCGCAUAUUUGUUGCAAGCCCAGGUGUGAGGAAAUACACCUACGACAUUGCCCAUGACUCCACGGGGAGUGAAUACAGUGUGAACUUCAACCCAUCGGUAUCUGAGCUGCAUCCUCCUGACAACUUCCUGAACCAUAGUCCAGGGUUUCACCGGCCUCUGGUCAAGCACUCGCAGAGAGACGCUCCCGCGGAGUUUCACCAGUACGCUGUCAACCCCGACUACGACGAGCAGAUACAUCUGAAGGUGAAACCACUGUCUCCCCACGAGAUGGAGAAGAGCUCCAAGGACAUCCAGUCCGUUCACUCCGCUUACUCAAAAGGACUUGAGAGACCUCUGAAACCUAUGAAUUUCGAAGUUUUUGAUCUAGGGCUCAUGGGGUAUGGUGAUUUCAUGGACUCCCCCGACGCAGGUCCUUCCGCUUCCCCUCAACCUGCUCCAAUAGUGAACACCGCUCCCAGGCCAGAGUUCCCCCAACAACCCGAAAUUCCUGAUGAUAAUUCAAAACCAAUUAAAUUCCAGGCUCAAACUAAAGUUCCCUACUCUCCCCCUAAAAAGUUUACCUUUCCAAAGGCAGAAGAUCCCAAAGCGUUUGUUCCAAAAGUUCAAAAGCCAAAGCUUCAUUACGGGUUUAAGCCUUUGGAGGAACAGAGAGAGGAAUUCUCGAAGGAACUUUUCACACCUCAUUUCGACGACGGACACUUGAAAAAUCUUGGAGACAAAGCAUUUAGUAAAGUUUUCAUGGCCCAAGGCCACGCCAAGGCCGUGCCAAUGGUCUACUCCGAGAGAGACAGGCAGAUGGAUGUCCCUGACUUUUCAAAAGCUCUGUUUGUCCCUGUUUUCUUGUUACCUAACUCUGAGCAGGAUUUGAUGGGUUCUUCUCACACAAAGUUCUCAUCACCAUCAUUGUUUUCCGGUAAUACGAGAUAAUAAUCUAGUCAGGUAAUAAUACUCGUAUAUACACUUUCUUACUAUUUUUAAUAAUGUUAAGCUCAAUUUUCAUAAGUGAUUGGUAUUAUUAAAAAUAAUAAUGAAGAUAUAAAUAGGUACUGAUAAAAAAUAAGUAAAUCCUUCUGUUAUAUAUUAUUAUUUCUGGAAUGUAGGGUGCUGUUGUAGUUAUUAUAAAAACCUCUCACCCUUCUAAGCAAAAUAUUAUUAAGUUGUCCUGCUAGGUUUUGUGUCAGAUAGCCAGUCCAAUUAGAGUACCUAGUAUUGUUUAUCGUCCUAAAAUUAAUAUUUAAUUGUUUGUUGAAUGUUUUAUAUAAGGAAUUCAUUAUAGAUUCGUGAUAAUUCAUUGCUAUAUUAUUUCAUUCGGCAUAAUAAUACCGCCUUGUACAUGUAUGUUAAAACUUACUAUUAGUCCACAUACCAAAAUAUAAAUUUAAACUAAUCCUGCUUUUGUUACAUUGUAUACAUUUUUUACAGAUUCUUUCGUUUUUAAUAAUUAUUAUUUUUAUCUGGCUGAUUUAAACUACUCUUUAUUAUGCAAUUUCUUUAUAGCCAUGACAAUACAAUAUAGUCAUGAACAAUAAUGGUAUAUUUGUUAUGUGUUUAUAGCUAGACUUGUAAUUAAUUGUACUUUUUAUUAAUAAAAUAUGUUAUAGAAGA